Messenger RNA from Thalassophryne amazonica, 2067 nucleotides. Its product is annotated as potassium voltage-gated channel subfamily A member 5. The record is from RefSeq and is a predicted model, not a curated record. Gene Ontology annotation, cellular component: membrane; voltage-gated potassium channel complex. Bases 225 to 1901 code for a protein of 558 amino acids. Gene Ontology annotation, molecular function: protein binding; delayed rectifier potassium channel activity. Gene Ontology annotation, biological process: protein homooligomerization; potassium ion transmembrane transport. Lineage: Eukaryota; Metazoa; Chordata; Actinopteri; Batrachoidiformes; Batrachoididae. The transcript has a single exon.
AGAGAGAGAGAGAGAGAGAGAGAUUUGGAGAUGACAGCUUGUCUCACUCUCACAGUCAUUUUCAGACGCAGCAGCACUUUUGACGUCAGGAUUCAUCAUUUCAUCCAAACCCACGGCAGCAGCAGCAGACAGGACUUGAUCCCCAUCAGAGAACUUCCACGCGGACGGGAGGAUGCUGUCGCUCAACAAGUCUCGUGCGCGGACGGACGGUUGAUGGCUGCGGGAUGGAGAUAGCUUUGGUGAGUUUUGAGAACGGCGACGCGAAGGGGAGAACUGCCGAGGAGAGCUGCCGGAACGCGCUGGAGGUCCCUCCGCCGGGGUUCGUCCACUCGUCCCCGUCAGAGGACCACAGCAAGGAGACCAACAGCCCGCAGCAGCUGAGUCCGUGGAGGAUCAACGACAUGAACAGCACUCUGAGCACUCUGAGCCGCAGUGACAGCGCUAUGGAUGCGCUUUUACGCGCGGACCAUAGUCCGCAUCUGUUCGACGAGGACCUGCUGGACGUGGACAUGGACGCGGACAGCAGCGAGAGGGUGCUCAUAAACAUAGCCGGGCUGAAGUACGAAACCCAGCUGGGAACCCUGAAGCAGUUCCCGGACACUUUACUAGGAGACCCGGCAAAGCGGAUCAAAUAUUUCGACCCGCUCCGGAACGAGUACUUCUUUGAUCGCAACAGGCCGAGCUUCGACGGGAUUCUUUAUUUCUACCAAUCUGGAGGCAAGAUCCGAAGACCCGUGAACGUGUCCAUAGAUGUCUUCGCUGAUGAGAUCCGGUUUUACCAGCUGGGGGAGGAGGCCAUGGACCGGUUCCGUGAGGAUGAGGGCUUCAUUAAGGAGGAGGAGGAGAAGCCGCUGCCUCAGAACGAGUUCCAGAAGCAGGUCUGGCUCAUCUUUGAGUACCCGGAGAGUUCCAGUCCGGCUCGGGGCAUCGCUAUCGUGUCGGUGAUCGUCAUCACCAUCUCCAUCAUCACUUUUUGUCUGGAGACCCUGCCGGAGUUCCGGGACGAGCGGGAGCUGCCGGUCACCAGCCGACCGGACAACAGCACGGCGCCGCGUCCGUCCCUCACCUUCAGCGACCCGUUCUUCAUCAUCGAAACCACGUGCGUCAUCUGGUUCACCUUCGAGUUGCUCGUGCGCUUCUUCGCGUGCCCCAGCAAGUCGGAGUUCUCAAAGACCAUCAUGAACAUCAUCGACAUCAUGUCCAUCAUGCCUUACUUCAUCACGCUGGGCACGGAGCUGGCCGAGCAGCAGGGCCAGGAGUACCAGAACGGACAGCAGGCAAUGUCCCUGGCUAUCCUCCGGGUCAUCCGCCUGGUCCGGGUCUUCAGGAUCUUUAAGCUCUCCAGGCACUCCAAGGGUCUGCAGAUCCUGGGUCAGACUCUCAAAGCCAGCAUGCGGGAGCUCGGACUCCUCAUCUUCUUCCUUUUCAUCGGAGUCAUCCUCUUCUCCAGCGCGGUCUACUUCGCGGAGGCGGACGAACCGGAUUCGUACUUCUCCAGCAUCCCCGACGCCUUCUGGUGGGCUGUGGUCACUAUGACGACCGUGGGCUACGGUGACAUGAGGCCGGUAACUGUCGGGGGGAAGAUCGUGGGCUCGCUGUGCGCCAUCGCCGGCGUGCUGACCAUCGCGCUGCCGGUGCCGGUCAUCGUGUCCAACUUCAACUACUUCUACCACAGGGAGACGGAUCAGGACCAGUCCUCCCUGAAGGACGAUCCCACUAGCGGGAGGUCGAGUCCCGAACUGAAGCGCAAAGGAAGCAAAUCGUCCGUGAAAUCUCAGGACGCGGACAGCCAGGAGGGCGCGCGCGCAGUGGAAAAGGCGCACAUGAAGGCGAACAGCAGCGUCAAUUUUAAAAAGUCCCUUUACGAGUUCUGUUUGGACACGCGGGAGACGGACCUGUAGUUCCUCCACAGUCCCACGCGAACACCCGCAGCGUUCUGUCCAAUAAAAACCCUGAAUGGACUCUUUAAGUCUGCACGCGCGGGCUGGCCAAACGUUUUGAAAACUAAGGGGUUUGAUCGUCAUCAUCAUCAUCUUCAUCAUCAGUUUGAGCGCAUCAAGAAAACUU